Molecule: messenger RNA, 697 nt
Organism: Numida meleagris (helmeted guineafowl)
Lineage: Eukaryota; Metazoa; Chordata; Aves; Galliformes; Numididae
Gene: SMIM15
Product: small integral membrane protein 15
Exons: 3
Coding region: 203-427 (74 amino acids)
Source: RefSeq, a predicted model, not a curated record
GGGCCGCCGGCAGCGCUGCUCUGGGCAGCCGCAGCGCGGGCGGGGCGGUGGCCUCUUUCCUCCUUCCUGCUUCCUACUUCCGCUCGGUAGCGCGGCGCGCCGCGGGGCAGCGGGACCUCGGUGCUGCCCGUCCGUCGCUUGCCGCGAACGCGGCUCUGCUCUCCCGCUGGUGCAGUGUUUCCCCCAUAAAAAAGCGGCUGAGAUGUUUGACGUGAAGGCCUGGGCUGUGUACAUUGUGGAAUGGGCUGCCAAGGACCCCUAUGGCUUCCUCACUACAGUGAUCCUGGUCCUCACGCCCCUGUUCAUCAUCAGCGCAGCCUUGUCAUGGAAGCUUGCAAAAAUGAUUGAGACCCGAGAGCGAGAGCAGAAGAAGAAACGGAAACGCCAAGAGAACAUUGUAAAAGCCAAACGAGCAAAGAAGGAUUAAGUGGGCAAGAAAGGCCUUCCUUGGGCAGAGAAUUCACUUUAUUAAUGAAGCACUGCUGUACAUUUUGUGUUGUAACCAUCCUUUGAUACUUGAUGGUGUUAUUUCUUGAAUGAUGAAAUCUAACUCCUUGAGAAUAUUUUUUUCUGCUGAAAUCAUCUGUGUUAGAAGUUGCCCCAAUGACACAGUCACUUCAUCUCCUGCUUAUGUUUCUGUGCAGACUGCUUCUCUAAAUUUGCAUGUUAUAUUUAAAAAUGAAAUAGUUGGAGAGUA